ACCAAACGCCCCUAAAGUGUGAAUAGCGCAGCCGAACAACUGGUAAUUAGGGUAUAUAAUUUUGAAAAUUCUCUCUUGGCUUAAUUGAGGAAAGUAUACUUUCUUCUCGUUUUUUUUCCUGAGAUCGCCGAUCAAAGUCAACACGCCCCAAAAAGAAGCUUAGAUAUGUCGAAGACAGAGCAGCCGGCCAUAGGAGUACCAUACUAUGUCGGGGUGAAUCCGUACCAGGCUGGAAUGAUACCGCCGAACGCCAUAUACGGCGAUCCCAAGGGAAUCCCGAUUCAGCAAACCAUGUAUCGCGAUACCCCUGCUCCUUUUAACUGCCCUUAUUGUGGUAAUUCCGGACUCACCCAUGUCAGAUCUAAACCUAGCCUGGCAGCGGUUGUUGGAUGCAUGAUGCCGUUUAUGCUUGGAAUCUGCUUCCUUUGCCCUUCAAUGGACUGCCUUUGGCAUAAGUAUCACCAUUGCCCUAAAUGCAAUGAACAAGUUGCUAAUUUUGAGAAAUCAGAUCCAUGUGCAGUGGUGGACGUGCCACAAUGGGUGCAGGAGAGUUUUGCGGUGCCUGCAUGAUAACUCCUGGAUAAAGCACUUCCCUAUGCUGUUGAACCAUUUCUCUGUGUGCUUAGCUUUACUAAAGACUAUGGUCUGGUCAUAUACUCUACACAAAUAUAAAAAACAAUUUUUAGUUCUAAUAUUUGGAAUUGUCAUACCACUAGUGUUAUUAUGGUAUUGGACUCAGUUGCAAGCCCUCUUGUGAAUGUUGUUAUUGUUGUAUUGGACUCAGUUGCAAGCCUCUUG
Hibiscus syriacus is the source of this 798-nucleotide messenger RNA. RefSeq names its product GSH-induced LITAF domain protein-like. NCBI's taxonomy places the organism in Eukaryota, Viridiplantae, Streptophyta, Magnoliopsida, Malvales, Malvaceae. Gene Ontology annotation, molecular function: zinc ion binding. The transcript has 3 exons. The coding region runs from base 166 to 570 and encodes 134 amino acids. The record is from RefSeq and is a predicted model, not a curated record.